AUGAACGAAGUCCUGAUGGCCCCAGGAAAGACACAGCGCUCCAAGAGCGUCAACCAGCAGCGCCUUGCUGAGGCGCUCGAGCAGCUGCAGCUGCAGUCGGACGACACCGCCAUCAAUAAAAUGGCUGCCCUUGCGUCACCAUGCUUCUUCCACAAGAAGUUCGACAAGGCUGUGAACAUGGACCGGGUGCUUGAAGAGAUGGGCGAUGGUGAAGAUGACACAAUCACACACUCGCGCCUCAUGCAAACUGCCAUCAGCGUGCGUGAGGUCUCGAAACAACUGCAGCGUCGUCCUAUCAAGAUGACCGUGCGCAAUGUCAUGAUCGUGACAAAGGCCCGCGACAACGCUCUGGUCCACCUCACGCGCGAGCUUGCAGAGUGGCUUCUGACCACUUCUCGCUAUGGGUCUGAUGUUGGUGUCAACGUCUAUGUAGACCACAAGCUGCGCAAGUCGAAGCGCUUCGAUGCCCCAUCUCUGGUAGCGAAGGACAAACGCUUCGAGGACAUGCUCCGCUACUGGAACCCCGACCUAUGCUGGGAGACUCCUGAGAUCUUCGACCUCGUUCUCACACUCGGCGGUGACGGUACCGUCCUCUUCACAUCAUGGCUCUUCCAGCGUAUCGUACCACCGAUUCUCUCCUUCUCGCUCGGCAGUCUUGGUUUCCUCACCAACUUUGAGUUCGCGCAAUACAAAGCUGCUCUGAACAAGAUCAUGACCGACGUCGGCAUGCGCGUCAACCUGCGCAUGCGCUUCACCUGCACCGUUUACCGCUACCAAAAGAACGCCGCACAAGACCAGCCCCAACACAUCGAGGCCGAGCAAUUCGAGGUUCUCAACGAGCUUGUCAUCGACCGCGGCCCAAGCCCCUACGUCUCCAACCUCGAGCUGUACGGCGACAACAACCUGCUUACUGUCGUGCAAGCUGACGGCUGCAUCUUCUCUACGCCAACGGGCUCUACGGCAUACUCACUCUCCGCCGGUGGCUCUCUCGUACACCCUGACAUCCCUGCCAUCCUGCUCACUCCCAUUUGCCCGCACACGCUCUCCUUCCGGCCCAUGCUCCUCAACGACAGCAUGGCGCUACGCGUCGCCGUCCCGCUUCGCUCGCGCGCCACAGCCUACUGUGCAUUCGACGGCAAAGGCCGCGUCGAACUCCGCCAGGGUGACCACGUCACCAUCGCGGCCUCGCAGUACCCCUUUCCCACCGUGCUAUCCCAACCCACCGAGUGGUUCGAUAGCAUCAGUCGCACGCUCCGAUGGAACUCGCGCGGUGCGACGCAAAAAGCCUGGGACGGCGACGACGAAGAAGCAGGCAACGAGGAGGAAGCCACGUUUGAUAUUGAUUUUGACAACGACGACGUCGAUCGCGAUUCGGGAUAUAGUGCUGAGGGCUCGACGGUCGAUGGCAAAUCCAGUCCGCAACGCAAGGGUAUUAUUUUGCCCUUCUUGUAG
Messenger RNA from Parastagonospora nodorum SN15, 1452 nucleotides. RefSeq lists its product as hypothetical. Gene Ontology annotation, biological process: NADP+ biosynthetic process; NAD+ metabolic process. Gene Ontology annotation, molecular function: NAD+ kinase activity. The transcript has a single exon. The coding region runs from base 1 to 1452 and encodes 483 amino acids. Lineage: Eukaryota; Fungi; Ascomycota; Dothideomycetes; Pleosporales; Phaeosphaeriaceae. The record is from RefSeq and is a predicted model, not a curated record.